Messenger RNA from Leptopilina boulardi, 3152 nucleotides. Its product is annotated as myb-like protein X. The record is from RefSeq and is a predicted model, not a curated record. NCBI's taxonomy places the organism in Eukaryota, Metazoa, Arthropoda, Insecta, Hymenoptera, Figitidae. The transcript is spliced from 4 exons. The coding region runs from base 175 to 2565 and encodes 796 amino acids.
AAGUAACGCAUGCGCAUGAUAAACGUCAAUGUAUGAGUUCAUUUUUAAGGUUAUGUUUAUAUAAAUAAAUAAAUGUCAAAGAGUGUUGUGAAUGAUUUUUGUUUAUCGUUUAAUUAAUUUAAGUGAAAAAUUAAAAAAGAUUGAGUGUAAGAUUGUUUUUGCAUUUAUGCAAUAAUGUCUGAAAGAAGAUCAAAAAUGAAACCUCCACGAAGAUCUAGUCAGGAUUCUGAAUCAAGUUCCAGUUCUGAAAGUACUUCCUCAGCAUCCUCAGAAGAGGAGGAAAUAGAUGCACGUGAUUUAAAGUCGAUUAAAGAAUAUUUGAAUGAUCGUCGAGAACUUGCUUCACAACUUUUUAAAUCAGUUAAACUUGAGAAAAUUCGUAUGAUGUUGCCUCAAACAUUAAAGAGCUUGAAUUUAUAUGAUCUCGAAGAAUACUGUGGAAACGAAUUAAGUGGAAUGUCGAGAAAAAGAAUUCUUAGCAUUAUAAAUGGUCAACGAAUGGCGGAAUCUUCAGAUACUGACGAAACAGAUGAUUCUGGGCCUUCGCUUGAGAUAAUAUCAGACACUGAGGAAUGGUUAACAGACGAUGACGUUGUGAUAAAAGAAGAAAAUACAUCUGACAAAUCAAAGCGAAAAAAACAGACGGACAAAGUAAAAGGAAAAUUAAAUCCCCAGUCGAAAGAUAAAACAAAAUCGAGUAAAUCAACUAUUGUUAAUCAAGCAAAAACUAAAAAAUCAAGUGAAAUUAAUGUUAAAAUUGAAGGUGAAAAACCAGAAGCAAAAGAAGGAGAAAGUCUUCUUGAUCUUCUUGAACUUGAAAUGAGAGCACGAGCAAUCAGGGCCUUAAUACGCAAAGAAGAAGACAUUAUACCAAAUAAAAAUACCGUAAAUACAAGUACAUCUAAAAAUAAUUCAACUACAACAUCAACAACAAAUGCAAAUGCAUCGACCAGUAAAUAUGUAGUUCAAGAAAUGCAACAAAUCAGUGUCACACUAAAACAAGGAAGUGGAUUAGACGAUGACGUUAUGUUGGUUAUUCAACCAGCUCCGACUAUAGAAUUAUUGUCAAGUGAAAGCGAAACAGAAAAAGAAAAGAACGAAAAAGAAGAGCAAGAACAAAGAGAAAACAAAAAAUUAGAAAAUGAAACGAGAAAAGAGAAUGAGACAACAGAGAAAUCGAACGAUGAACAAAAUCAAGAAAAAGGCGAGUAUAGUAAAAGAAUAAAUAAAAGACUGGAAAAUGAACGAGGAACCGAAACUACUCACAGUACAAGUACAAUUGGCGAUGAACCAAUAGAAAUUCCCGAUGAUGAAGAUAUAAAAUUAGAGGAUGAUUCAUCGAAUAAUAAAAAAAUGAAAAAAUUACCAAAAUCAUCCGAGAAUAUUGAAAAAAUUCAAUCUGAUCAAAUUACUGAAAUUGAUCACACUGAAAAAACAAAUCAAUUCCCAGCUAAAUCUCCCGAUCAUUCAAAUAAACUAGACGAAAAAGCACCGAAAAUUAUAGAUGAAUUAAAAAUAAAUAAAUUGGAAGAAACUAAAAUUGAUGAAAUUGAACAGAAGAAAAAUUCCGAUGAGGAGAAAAUAGAAUUAGAAAAUACAAAUUCAGAAUUAAAAUGUGCCGAAAGUGAAAAACAAAAAUCCCCUGAAAAAGAAUUGGAAGAUGGUGAAUUAGCUUCCGACAGUGAUUCAACAGAAGACACAGAAAUAAUCCAACGAAACAAUAAAAAAGGUACAAGCAAACAAUUUAGAAAACGUAGAACAAAAAAUUCUCCAAAAGAAAUUGAAAAUUCAGAACAAAGUGAUGUGAUUAAAUCGGAUGAUGAUUCUAAAUUAUGCAAGAAGAUUAAAGACACUAUUAAUUCUCAAAAUUUAGAGAAUGAAAAUAAACAAAAUCUCCCUGAAAUAUCUGACAAAAAAGAACAAAUUGAAAUUAAACAAACACAGCCCGUUGAGGGUGAAAAAAAUCAAGACGACAUGGAGGAGAUCAUUGAUCUCGAUGAUUAUCCCGACGAUAUGGAUGAUUUAGACAAUAAUCAAGAGUCAAAAAUUCCAAAUUCCACAUCCGCAAAUUCGAUGGAUUCAAAAAAUGAUAAUAAAACAGAGAAAUCAAGUAAUGAGAAAAGUGAACCUCAGGAAACAUGGGCUUCUCGUUAUUAUAAUACAGAUGACGUUCAGAAUGUAAUCAAAGAAUCGAAAAUACAAUCAGAAAUUCGUAAAAGAUUACGUGAAAGACAACGAUUGAGUAAAUUGACUAAUUCACCAAAUGCAAAUAAAACGGAAAGUAAUUCACCGAGUGAUAUUAAAAUUGAGGAAGCACAACAAAAACCAUUGGGAUCAGUUGAGGAAUAUUUAGCAUUAAAAGCCGCAACUAUUGCUGCUGCUGCCGCUGCUGAAUCAAAUGUCAAUGAAAAAAAUAAAAAAUCACAUCAUCGUAAACGCGAUAAAAUUAAAUCACAUAAUUCAACUAAGAAAAAAUCCAAGUCUGAUAAAAAAUCAUCAAAAAAUGAUGAAGAAAACUUUGUAAAAACAAAUGCAAAUUCAAAUAUUGAAUUAAAAUCCAAUUAAAAUAUUUUAUACGAUUUUUAUCUUCAAAAGUAUUUGUGAAAAAUGAAAAUAAAGUCGUUUUUUUUGCUGAAAAUUGUCAAGAGAAUUUAUUUCAAUUUGAUAAAUUUUGUCUUUUCAAUUGAUAAACAAAAAAAUUAUGUUUGCAAAAUUUUAUUAUUAAUUUUGCUUUUGAAAAUUAUUUUUUUAUGAUUUGCAUUAAAAAAAAAUCUAAAUUAUCGACCAAGAAUAAGGAACAAACUGAAAGUUUGCAUUUAUGGCUUUCUUCUCAUAAAAUUUAACGAUGUAGAUCAUUUUCAAAUAUAUAGUUUAAUUGAAAGGAAAGUUUUGAGUUGCGUGUGACGAAAAAAUCUACAUAAAAUAACGAAUCGUAAAUCGAUCAAAAAUAUAUGUUCCUGAUUAUGCAGUUAGACAUUUUAGUGCACAUAUUAUGUGUAUCCUAUAAAUGUCCAACUAGCAUAAUAUACAAAAUGUACCCUAAUAAAAUGUUUGCAUAAUACUUAAAACGUAAUAAUUUAAUUUAAUUCUAAUUAUAAUUCUGUUAAAUAAAAAUUUUUGUUAAAUAAAAUUGCCUUUAAAAAAUAGAACAA